UAUAUCUAGGGAUCCCGGUCAUCAGCCCUUUCCCUUCGUUUGAACCUCCCCCACCUCAACAGCCGGCGGCACCGCUUCUCCUCACGCGGUGGCGCUGAUCGACGCGUCUUAGACGCUGAUUCCAGCAGCAAAUCUCGCCGGCGGCGGCGGACUGACUCCUCUCGUCAUUGGAGUGCUGCCUCCUUCCUCACGUAGAUAACUCUCCGCUCCAACUAAAAUCCGCCACUUCUCCUCUCUCGCCUUAAUCGCCUUACUGCCUACGCGACAACUCAGCCUUUGCUCGGCACGAUCAUACUCUUGGAGAGACGAGCUUUGUGUCUUCUGUCGUCGUUCUCAUUCGAGCUCGAUCAAGUAAUCGGAAACCCUCAUCGAGCGGAAGAAACACCUUUUGCGACAGAUGAGCGCAGGUGGAUCAUUUGGUGGAAGUAGAGGAGCAAGACCUGUUCCUCCUGAAAAAGGCAUAUUUCCAUUAGACCACUUACAUGAGUGUGAUUUAGCGAAAAAAGAGUACAUUGCCUGUCUCAAAUCUUCUGGUUACCAAUCAGAAAAAUGCAGACACUUAUCAAAGAAAUACUUGGAAUGCCGAAUGGAAAGAAAUUUGAUGGCGAAACAAGACCUAUCAGAGCUUGGUUUCCACAAUGCUACAACAGAUUUAUCCGAGAGUAAUAGUAACAAUCAAUCUGGCAGUUCACCUGGAAAGAGCACUUCCACUUCUUAAAGCUGUGAUCUUAGACAAAUGGAUUUUUUUAUUCUUAAUUUGAGUAAGGAUGCUUUUUCCAAAAUAAUAAAGAUGGCUAAAUUCUUAGUCUUGUAACAAUCACCAUUAUCAGAUUAUGUCACUCACAUUCCUUUAAUGAUAGCUCCGGAAGAAGCUGGCUUCAUGUUCCUGGAUCAA
Messenger RNA from Zingiber officinale, 895 nucleotides. RefSeq names its product cytochrome c oxidase assembly protein COX19-like. NCBI's taxonomy places the organism in Eukaryota, Viridiplantae, Streptophyta, Magnoliopsida, Zingiberales, Zingiberaceae. The coding region runs from base 398 to 718 and encodes 106 amino acids. The transcript is spliced from 4 exons. The record is from RefSeq and is a predicted model, not a curated record.